Molecule: messenger RNA, 846 nt
Organism: Geodia barretti
Lineage: Eukaryota; Metazoa; Porifera; Demospongiae; Tetractinellida; Geodiidae
Source: the annotation of a GenBank genome assembly
CACGCCCUUUCUUUAGUUCAAAGAAGGCGAUGAGUCGUUCUCAUAUGAUCUACGACGACCGGCCGCUGGCCCAGGAAGGCGUCAAGACGAGUAAAUGGAACGGGAAAUGGGAUCCUCAGAGCCUCUCCAGCAAUGGUACUGGUGUUCUGAUGGAGGGAGUGUUCCAUAAGAUGGUCAAACACACCAUACAAGACUCCACGGGGACUAAGUAUAGAUUCUUAGUGAUCCCAUGUGGAGUUCACAGGUGGCUGUUUGAGGAGGUUUGACUCACGAGGACAAGAGAUCGAGGCCAACUUUGGCCAGACCUCACUAGUCAGAACUGGAUACCUCCAUUCCUCAUACAAGCAAGAGACAAAAGUAGCGGCAGACACAGUGGACUACAAGAUGGUGGAGUCAUUACUCCAUUGCCAGCUCUCUUCUCUCGUUACCCCUACUCACUCCGGGGUACUCUGUCUCUGGGGUGAGGAGGAAGCCUACUCCCAUGUCGAGGUGGAGUACGGACAACCAAUCAGAGUCAAAACGAGAGGAAACUCUCCACUAAUUGACUCGUUCACAAAGCUGGAUAUGGUACAGAAGACGAGAUCAUCAAAUUUCACUGGGGGCGAGGCCACGGGGGCUAGCUGGACAUCUAAAGUAAUGGGAGUUAAGCUGAUGAAGGAGGUCCCUAGCACUCUAGCACAGGACGCAGUGGAGGGAGCUGCUGAUGAUGAGUGGGAUGACUAGCUGCUGCCAAAAUGUUUCAGGUUCUAUUUUUAGCUCAACAAAACAAUUCAGUGACACGUACCAUCAGGCAUUAGUUCAUGUAUAAUUGAGAUAAUGUAAUGAUGAUGUAAUGUGAAAUGAUCA